Hemisphaericaspora subhashii is the source of this 1650-nucleotide messenger RNA. RefSeq lists its product as uncharacterized. The record is from RefSeq and is a predicted model, not a curated record. The coding region runs from base 1 to 1650 and encodes 549 amino acids. Lineage: Eukaryota; Fungi; Ascomycota; Pichiomycetes; Serinales; Debaryomycetaceae. The transcript has a single exon.
AUGAGUCCCUCGAAGGAAGAAAUCCGCAGUCCCAAAUCACCAUCCUCUGUCAGCAUCGAUUCCAAUGAAACUAGACUUUCAAAAGAACAUUUAUCAUCCCCAUCAUUAACCAAAGCAAUCCAGGAAAAUCAUCCCACCUUCAACAGAACCAACUCAAUUAGUCCAGAUGCCAUUCCUGAGGAUGUGGAAGGCGAGCAACAAGCCGAAUGCAAAGUAGAAGAAAACAUCAAAUCACCAACACCGGAACAAACUAUCAAAACACCUGCCCCUGACAAAGUCCCUCGACAACUCACUGAUAGUCAAGAUCUAUUCAGUCAUCUGCCAAUGGUCCCAUUUAGUAAAACAAAUAAGAGAGAAUCCGUCAUGUCUUCAGUUUCUCAGUAUUCUGGAAAAUUGGUUGAAGAUGAAACGGUAGAACUCAAAGUGCACAGACAUGACAGUGAGAAAGCAAAUCUACGCUAUGUCCCUGGUGCGGAUGAUAAUGGAAAUGACAGUCCCCCAGUAAACCCCAUCGAUUCUGAACAAGUGGUGGAUACCAAGGAAUUAGCAAACAAUGGUCUUGAAGAAGAUGACGAACGUGAAAUAGUAACUGACACUGAAGACCAGAGUUCAAUUCGUUUAGGAAAACUCCCUACCGAGAGUAAAAAAUUACUAACAAAUCUAGACCCAGAUAGGACUUACGAUACCAAAAUCGAAGGCUCUAUCCCAGCCCGGUCAUUAAGAAGACCCAUGAGUGCGACUCCGAAUCUUCCCCAGAAUGAAUUUGGCCUGGAUUUGGUUAAGUUAGCUAAGGAUGGCAAGAGAAGAUCGAUUCAGAUAAAUGACGAUUUGGAAAAACUUAUGCAUGAUGCACAUUCUAUUAAAUCCUUAGCUGAUGAUUUUGAUGAUUCCAAUCCCCAUAAGAACUCGUCUCCUCCAGUUGAAGAAAAGGUUGAUAAGGAAACAAACAAACAAAGCAGUACCAAACUGACACUUCCAGAGCCUGAAAAUGAUGUGAUCGAUGAAUCGACUAUCCGCCAUUCCCUAGGAAGCAAAAUUCUCAAUCUUCAUGCAAUCGCCCCACUAAAAACAACUAAAUCCAAAAGCAAUCCCGAGCCAUCUACUAAGAGAACAUCUUCCCUGUCUCUUCCACCCCGUCCAUCAAUUGAAAGUAUAAGACACGCUCGAGAACUUUCAUCCACCCUCCAACUAAAACUGUCUACAGUCCAGAAAGAACUCCAAAGUCCCAAAAUAGCCCAACAAAGCAGGUCUCAAAAGGAAAAUAUCAACGACGAAGAUGAGUAUUAUGACAUAGGUGACCCCCAUGUUGGCGCUGUCCCUAGUAAAUCAGUUAAACAAUCUAUCCAUAGAUCAGGUACUGUCAUCAAGAGGAAGCAUAAACGGAAAUCCAAAAAGGGAACCCAAGGUGUGGGGCAAUUAAAACAAUUUAAUUAUACAACAUUGAUAAGUUUACUCGAAAGUAUGAAUGGAGCAGUUAUUGGUCAGGAAUUCAAUCUGUUGAAUAUCCCUAUUCGAGAAAAACAACUUCUUGAAAAGAUCAUUGAUUCGUUAUCUCGAUUGACUUCGGAUAUGAUUUUGGAUGGUGAGAGAUAUCAGGCAGGUAUACAGAGGUUAGAGAAGGCAUUGAGGAUUUUGGAAGGAUUUCUGUAA